AUGAAUACAAAAACAUCACCUGCUAUCAACACACCUUACAGUGCUAUCAAAGAUAUCGAACUUUAUGACUUCGCAAGAGAUAAAAAGGUUACAGCGAAUUCGUUAUGGAAAGAUUCGGCAGCGCUGAUCCUAGUUGUUCGUCGUCCUGGAUGUGCAAUAUGUCGUAACGAAGCUUUGAAACUGGCAUCACAUCGUGAAUUAAUCACGGAAAAAAUGGCAAGCAUUCAUGGUCACUUAAGUGGGAUAAAAAUGAUCGCAAUUGUUCAAGAGCAAAUCGAUACUGAAGUGCAAGAUUUCAAUGACGGUUUCUGGAAAGGUGAUGUCUUCAUAGACGAAGAAAAAAGAUUUUAUCGUGCGCUCGGCGGAGGAGAACUUAAAUGGAGUGGGACAACAAACUUUCUUCGAUCAUCGGUGUGGAAAAAAUACUUGAAUGGACGCAAAAUUGUCGGAGGUAAUUUCAAAGGUCAAGGUCGAAUUCUUGGCGGUUCCUACAUCGUGUAUCCUGGUUCAAGAGGCAUAGCAUUUGAACACCGCGAAAAAUUCUUUGGCAAUUUCCCAGCAAUUGACGAACUAAUUACCAAAUGCAAAGCUAUCUCUUCAAAUAAUCUUGAUAGUAAUACUGACGCAUCUAUUAAAAAAGCGAUCACGGCUGCAAACUUCUGUAGAUAUAAUCCAUCAGAACCUGGCCUUUGUGGCGGGUUAAAUGGCAUGUGUCCGGAUUACGAUUCAGAGGAUGACGAAUGA
Messenger RNA from Ambispora gerdemannii, 744 nucleotides. The record is from the annotation of a GenBank genome assembly. Lineage: Eukaryota; Fungi; Glomeromycota; Glomeromycetes; Archaeosporales; Ambisporaceae.